UUGUCAUUCAGGAAGUAUUUUGGGGAGAAGAUCGGCCUGUAUUUCGCCUGGUUGGGUCUGUACACCCAGAUGCUGAUCCCUGCAUCCCUGGUUGGAGUCAUAGUCUUUCUGUACGGAUGUGCCACCGUUGAUGACAACAUACCCAGCUACUGGAGGCUCAGCACCUCCUGUGGAACGGCCCGCGCCAGCCAUCUGUUCGACAACCCGGCCACCGUCUUCUUCUCCGUGUUCAUGGCUCUGUGGGGUGAGUGA
This is a messenger RNA of Menidia menidia (Atlantic silverside), 252 nucleotides long. The record is from the annotation of a GenBank genome assembly. NCBI's taxonomy places the organism in Eukaryota, Metazoa, Chordata, Actinopteri, Atheriniformes, Atherinopsidae.